AUGGGUUGUCCCGUUCCUGAAAGGCAAAGAUUUCACAAUCCCCGACAGCUGGAGCUUCAGCCUGUACCACCGCAGGACGACGGCACGAUAAUGGUCAAGGUUGCAUCCCAGGAUGCCAUCUCAACACCUAUUGCUACGUCGACGCCCAUUACUACGACUGCGACAUCCACGCCCAACUCAACGCCCUCAUCCAGUGCCCCUUCUACUGCAACAUCAGCUGCCCGACGGAACCCAGUCUACGGUGUUGUAGAAACGAAGAUGGAAAACUACACUCAUAUUAACAAACCCCUUGCAUUCCCGUCAGCUCGAGGUCCGCAAGCAGUGUUGGACGAUCGAACACCAGUGGUCAAGUAUUCUCCAACCACUCCUCGUCUUGACAGCAACAACAGACCUCAGCUGCGAAGACCUCACAUCGCGACAACCGAUGUGCCCAUGGAGAUGGAUGUGGCCCAGACGAGCAUCAGUGCCAGCCUUGGGGACAAGUAUGCCCAGGUCGCGCUUGGCGACAUGUACAGGGAUGGCAAGGGGGUUCCGCAUGACUAUCAGGCCGCCAUGGAUUGGUGCCUCAAGGCUGCCGAACAAGGAUAUGCUGUCGCUCGUCAAAAUGUCGGAGUUCUCUACAACCACGGCCAAGGUGUGCUCCAAGACUACGCACAGGCAAUGGAAUGGUACCUCAAGGCCGCUCAGCAAGGAUAUACUGCAGCGCAAUACGACAUCGGCGUACUUUAUAACAACGGCCAAGGUGUUACCCAGGAUUAUACAAAGGCCACGGGGUGGUUCUUAAAGGUUGCCGACUGGGGACACAAGGGUGCUAAGUGA
Linnemannia hyalina is the source of this 819-nucleotide messenger RNA. The record is from the annotation of a GenBank genome assembly. NCBI's taxonomy places the organism in Eukaryota, Fungi, Mortierellomycota, Mortierellomycetes, Mortierellales, Mortierellaceae.